AUGGCCUCGCAGCCUCUGGCGGGCUCUGGACCGAUGCCGGCCUCCUCGACCGGCCCUGAUCGAGGCUCUGGAGCCCCUCCGGAGCCGUCCCCAACCUCAAGGGCUAAACGCCGCUGCGAUACCGAGGCCCAGCUAGCCUGGCUCAGCCUCGUGGGAAGCCAGCCUGACGCCUCUACGACAACCCCCUUAACGGCUAAGGGGCCCUCAACUGUGAAUAGGACAGCUGCUGGAGCUGUCCUUACAGCCCUUAGUGAAGAGGCCAAGCUCUACGAAGCCCGAAAGGAUAUCUUUAUGGCUAUCGCCCAGUCUGUAGACAACGUGGUCUCUUGCUUUGAGGGGCCUAGGAAGCAGAUCGCAAAGGAGGCUACAACCUACGCUCAGACUCAGACUCUAGCCCAGCUAAAGAAGGACCUCCGGGUCUUUGCCUGCAUCCCCGAGGAGGGCCUAACGGCUGCUAGGAAGCACGCCCCUUUUGCCCUCCGCUGGAAGGUCUGCCAGGCCCUUGGCCUGCAGCUAGCAGAUAUCCCACAUAUCUACCAUAUUGCAACUAGCUACUCACUGAGACCCCUGAAUAAGCAGGUUCAGCAAGCCCUCCUUACGGACAAACAGAAACUAGCAGAUAGUCUUAGAGCCUAUAGGGUUGAGACCCCUACUAAGUGGUUCACCUAUGUUGUCCCACGCUGCCCUGCUAAGCUAUAG
Colletotrichum aenigma is the source of this 699-nucleotide messenger RNA. RefSeq lists its product as uncharacterized. The record is from RefSeq and is a predicted model, not a curated record. Lineage: Eukaryota; Fungi; Ascomycota; Sordariomycetes; Glomerellales; Glomerellaceae. Bases 1 to 699 code for a protein of 232 amino acids. The transcript has 2 exons.